Hemibagrus wyckioides is the source of this 2403-nucleotide messenger RNA. It is a transcript of the gene and1, whose product is annotated as actinodin1. Lineage: Eukaryota; Metazoa; Chordata; Actinopteri; Siluriformes; Bagridae. The record is from RefSeq and is a predicted model, not a curated record. Bases 159 to 1901 code for a protein of 580 amino acids. The transcript is spliced from 5 exons.
AGGUGGUGUUUAAAACGUGCCUGAACCCUCACUGGGGCACAAACAGCACUGGAGCCUCUGCAGAACCGCUGCAGAACCACAGAGCCAGAUCUUCAGAUUCAGCCUCUGCUCAGAGGCCAACUUCAUCCACACCUAUCACAGGAACCAAUAGCUGAAGAAUGGCAGGUCUGAGGAGAUCCUCCUUCUCUCACAUGUUCACAGGAUGUUUGCUGACUACAGCGAUAUUUGCAGAGUUCCUCCUGGCCGUCCCACUGGCCCAGCCCUCCAGGGAACAUGAUACAGAGAAGAUCCAUGCCGAGAUCUCCUCCAAGAGACUCAGCCGUAACCGGAGGAACAUCAGCUGGUACAAACAACACUCUGACUUCUGGAACUGGUACAAGUUUUUCACCGACACGGGCAACCAGCAGGGAGUUGCAGAUCUGGACCGUGUGUAUCUGGCCUACCUGCAGAACAAGAACCGUGCUGAAUCCCAGCGCUCCUACAAGGUCUAUCUUCAGCAUCUGGGUGAGAUCUACAAGUCCUGCUCUGAGUCUGACGACCCAAACUGUGUGGCCUCAUACUUCAGCAGGUCCAAGCCCAAGGCUGAGCCCCAGAGACCAGCAGAGGUUAAGUCCUGUGAUCCUUUCCGGGAUCCUCAAUGUCUCUAUGCUCUGGGAUACUCCGCUUAUCCGUAUGUGGCCUCUGUAAAGUCUCCAGCUCCUCCUCCUGCUCCUGCUCCUGCUCCAGUUAAAACUCCGGCCUACAUCCGAACCCCUGUGGUGAAGGACCCAAGUUCUGGUCAGUACUAUUAUGCCCCCGUAGCCCAGUCCUUCCUGUCUGCUGAGCAGAAAGCUGAGCUGCUGCGAAUUUGUGGUGCUGAAGAUGUCGAGUGUCUGCAGUUCCACUUCCGUGGUGCUUACGGCUACAAACCCGCCGGAGUCCCCGCUCCAUCCUACGCCCAUCUAGGCUCCUCCACACAGAAGGUGCAGAAAGCUCCAGCUGGCUUGUACCUUCACUAUCCCAACUGCGAUCCCCGUGUUGACCCGUAUUGUGCCUACGGUGCAGUAGCGGCGUCUCAGAAAUCAGACGCACCAUCUUCUCCGGCAUCCCUUGAGAGAUGUAACCCUCUGUAUGAAGAAAACUGCAACCCGCUGACAUCCACCAGGUAUGGGGUCGUAGCCCCUCAUGCAGAGGAUCCCAAAGAUGAUCCAGCUUCUGUUGCAGGCCCUAUCCAGGAGCUCCAAAACCCCCGUUACGAUCCCUAUGCCAUGUUCCAGGAUGCUACUCCUUCUUCUGCCAUGCGCAGAUUUCCAUCUGGUCCACGCCAAAUUCCACAACACCCUCAACCACCCACGAUGGAGGAGAACUCCCAAUCAUUUGGACCUCCAGGAAAGACCAAGGAGGGCUAUGAUUGCUUUAUUGGCUACGAUGAAGAGUGCUACCCAGUUGGAACCCAGAAUGUCCCCAGUACAGUCCCACAAAGGCAGCUUCCACAUUCGAUGGACAGUUACGAGCCACACCUGAACACAGAUGGCACCAGAAAGGGCGUGAUUGAACCCGAUCCUCACUGCGACCCCGAAUAUGACAGAAAUUGCCGUCUGCAGCGCUACGAGCCUGAAGCUGAAGAACCAGAGAUGCACAAUUCCCCCAAGGAGGAACAUGACCAUCAGGAACACAGAGAGGAACCGGUUCACCAUGAGGAACAGAGGGAGGAGGUCUACCCCGAACAGCAGCCAGACAACCAGGGCUACGAGCAGCAGCAGUACGACCGCUACAUGAGUGGCCAGGAGGAUCCCUACGCCUCUUACGAUCAACCAAAUCAAGGUUCCUUCAACUUCCAGGACAUCCUGAAGGCAUAUGCAAGCCACUUCCCAAACCAGGAGCACCAGCGCGCCUACACUGGAGACUACAAGAAGAAGUAAGAAGCUGAAAGAAGCAGCGUAACGAAUGAUGAUGAGGGAAUCGGGACAAUGUGUGGGGCGUGAACGAUGUUCACUGAUUUAAAAAUUUCACAUCAGGUGUAAAAAUGUUUGAAUUAAAUGGAGCGUCUCUUCAGCUCCAUGGUGCGAGGUGCAGACGUGUGAAGGCACUUGUACAGGAUUUCAUUACUUUAGCUUAUGAAACUAGUUUGUUGCUUUAACUCCAUCUCAUGUCAGUAAUCAGUCGAAUUGAUUUAGAUGGUUUAGAGAAGAUUCCUGGUGCAACUUCUUGACUAAUGGAUCGUCUGAAAUCUUUUGGUAUCACUUGAUAUAUAAAUAAAAUAUGUUGAGUAUUAAAUUUUCCAGAGGUGGUAGAAUGCAAGUUUCUGAAUAUACAGCAACCUUUUUCUUUUUGUCCUUUUUUUUCUUUUUCUUUCUUCUUUGCUGAUGUCUGCCUAGAGGAAUAUUUAAUAUCUCUUCCAAAACGGUGCUUUUUCUUUCAUUU